GGAUUGCAAAAAGUGAAAAAGCGUCUUAAAUAAUGAGAAAAAUGAAUAGGAAGGAGAAGGUAGUAGAAAAGGAAAAGAGGGGGACGCACUGAUGUUUUCUGCUUUUCACAACUCGAGUGAAUCAGAACUGCAAGUGGCAAUGCUCGUGCGGGAUGUAGGCGCUUUUCUUCCAGCGAGAAACGUGAAGACAGCUUGUCGCUCCGUUGUUGGUUGGAUCAGCGCUGUCUUCUGGCUAGAUCUUGUUGCUGGGCGACAACAGUUACAGCUAGUGCGUCGACACCAAAAGGAGGCGUUUCGCUCGCAAGACCAACGCGCCACAUCCAUCACAGGUUCCUUUAGACAACGUUUCCGUGAAGAUGCACACUCUGCUGGUAUUGGCGAUGCCGGGGCGGCGGAUUGGUUGAAGAAAAGAUCCAAUCGAAAAUACGAUCGCCGCGAAAUCGACGAUGACCCACCGCUUGACACGACAGAAUUCAACCCACCACUACCGCCUUUUGGGCCUUCCAGGUCAGACACAGCAGACCUCGACCCGAAGAAUGAGCUUCAGCCAGUAUCGUUCUUCAUGGGUGAAGCCCACUGGGGAUCGCUUUUCGACGGAUACGGUGCGGGACUGAAAACUCAUCCAAACGGUGUCCAGUCCGCAGAUAAGGCAGACGUCGUUUUUCUGGUGUGGCUAAUCAAUGGGAUGCCGGGUGAUCACGCAAAUUCUGACUUCACGGACAUCGCCGACGGGCUGGACGCAGUCGAGCCGACCUUCGUAGAAGAGAAAUCCGAGACCGAGAGAAGCUCGUCAGGAUCCACACUCGUACACAAAAAAGAGGGCAGUGCUGCUGGUAGCGCUCAGAGACGAGAGAAGAUGUUUGUAACCUUUCUCCGCUCUUUGCUGGACAAGAAGCGUUACCCGCAGCGCAGCCCUUCCAGGCCGUAUGCGCUCGUGAUGAACGGUCUGUACUUCCCGGUCCCAGAGUUGAUGCAGCUGGUCGAAAAACGUGCGGUGGGUCGGCGCGGAAACGAAACUUCAACGACUGGCGACUUUCUGUUUGUCAAUAUCGAGCGCCUGCAGCACGAUCAAAAGCCGAAUACCACGAGGAUUGAUCUUCCGGGAGUUACCGUUCCACAGACGACUUGUCAAAUAAUCGCUCCGCCAGCAGAGCUGCCCCUGGUGGGGGACCUCAAGUUGAAGCCAGGUAGUGCUCUCGAUGGAAGGACAUUUUUCGUCGCCGGGCGCGCGAGUUCCAACAUGCGACUGAUUGCACCGACACGGAGGGAUUUAGCGCAGACGUUCGCGAAGUGGUACGCAGAGCACAAGAUCCACGACGAAGUGGACUUUUUCGGUGUUAGCAGGAAUGCCACGCAAAAUAGUGCAGCAUCUCACAAUGCUUAUGCCAGCACCCUGGAGUCGUUGUUUGCUCGAUUCACAGGUCCUCUCAGCAAUAAGAGGACGUCUAUAGCCAACGAGCAUUUGAACAGUUCGGCAGGUGGAGGCAAUGCCACGGCAAUGCGCCCUGGCGAGGUGCCGCGUAUCUAUUUUGAGCGCAGGCCGGAGGCGUUUCGCCCUUGGUGA
This is a messenger RNA of Amoebophrya sp. A25, 1564 nucleotides long. NCBI's taxonomy places the organism in Eukaryota, Dinophyceae, Syndiniales, Amoebophryaceae. The record is from the annotation of a GenBank genome assembly.